AUGGUCUGCAAGCCCUGCUUCAAGGGCUGGCACGACUCCAUCCGCAACCGCCAAACAAACGCUACCCCCGCCAACUUCACCCCCUCCCCUGGGGCCGCCCUCCCACAGAUCCCCGCACCCCCCGUGGUGCCCUGCCCCAUCUGCCGUCGUUCCCUCUCCCUCCUCAACUCCUCCCACUGCAGGCACCUCCUCUCCCCAGUACCCCUCCUCCCAAUCUUCGCCGUGCCGCGCAUGCUGCCGGACGGGGGGCCGGCCCCGAAAAUCUGCUCCGACUGCUGGUUGCUCCGGGGGAGGAAGCUAGGGGAGCUGGUCUGCACUUUCAAGGAGUUGAACGUUCAGGCUGACGAAAUCGAGACGGAGGUCAGGCUUUGUUUUCCACACGUUGUCAACAGCCGGGAUCCGGCGGGUCAUACGAUGGGAGUUAUUAGAGGGAGGAUGGUACAAGAGGAGCUAGCAAGAAAGACUUGGGCUGGGAGCAGUUGGCAGGCGAUGGGGAGGGAUUUUGGGGAGGCGAGGGGGGAGUAUAUGAAGUAA
Molecule: messenger RNA, 534 nt
Organism: Podospora bellae-mahoneyi
Lineage: Eukaryota; Fungi; Ascomycota; Sordariomycetes; Sordariales; Podosporaceae
Exons: 1
Coding region: 1-534 (177 amino acids)
Source: RefSeq, a predicted model, not a curated record